Drosophila ananassae is the source of this 8090-nucleotide messenger RNA. It is a transcript of the gene e(y)3, whose product is annotated as supporter of activation of yellow protein. NCBI's taxonomy places the organism in Eukaryota, Metazoa, Arthropoda, Insecta, Diptera, Drosophilidae. The transcript is spliced from 12 exons. The coding region runs from base 413 to 6601 and encodes 2062 amino acids. The record is from RefSeq and is a predicted model, not a curated record.
UUGUGUGUGUGUUGCCCGCUGAGUGUGUCUGUGUGUGUGUCUUUCUGUGUGGUGGUAGUGCCUACAGUCUUCUCAGUCGUUCGAGUGUUUAAAAAAAUGUGUUUUAUUACCACCCGUUUACCGCCGAACGCAACCGCCUAAGACACACAGCAGCAGCAGCAGCACUAGCCGCCGCAGCACCCUAGAAGUGCGGCAGAAUUCGCCUAGCGUGCGGGCAACGCUUGCAUUGAUAAACAUGGACCAUGCCAGCAGCAGUAGUAGCAGUAGCAGCGAAUAGCCAUCGCUCGAAUCGCGAAUUGUGCAUGCAGAGAAGCAGGCGCUCAGUCGUCUCUUCUACUCCAUCUUCUUUUGUCUGACUCUGACCGACGACUUUGCCGCAUGGCUGACGGCCACUGGACAACUGAACAUAGCAAUGAAUGAUUUACGUCAGCAGCAGAUGGUAGCAGCGACAUCGUCAUCCGGAUCGGGAACAGGAACAGGAACAGGAUUAGCAGCAUCAGUUGAAUCAGCACCGGCAUCCUCAACAGCAGGAGCCAGCACCGAACGCGUCAACACGAAAGCAGGAGCACCAGAGAGCACCACCACCACCACCAACACGAGCAGCGAGGAGGAGCAGCGGGUCAGCUCCACGUCAUCCCCGGCACAGCGAGAGCAGCAGCUGAAUGCCGAUCACGAGCCGGACCACGACCAGGGUCAGGAGCAGGAGCAGCAGCAGCAGCAACACCAGCAGCGGCAGGAGGCACUGCAUCGACGGCAGCACCACCACCAGCCCGGGCAUAUAACUAGUACUACAGCGUCGCCGCCGCCGCAGCCGCAGCCACCGUCGACGCAUCCACUAUCCACAUCGCUGGCUACGUCCCGCGACGAUGCUCCAGGCACCACUGGAGUCCCAGCAUCAGCGUCAGCCUCAUCAGGAAGCACAGCAACAGGAGCGGCAUCAUCCGCGGGAGCGGGAGCGGGAGGAGGAGCGCCGAUGGCUGCCACCGCGAUUGACGUAAAGGGCGAGGAGCGGGACGGACACAAGAUCAUCUUGAAGCUUUCGAAGCACGUCGCAGCCGCUCCGAACCCGAACCUAAAUGAAUCUCAGCCCGGUGGUGGCGACGAGACGAGACGCGUCGAGCCACUGCGUAUCCAGCUGCCGAGCGACGGAGGCGUGGCCAAGCCGCAGGACGCCUCCGACGCGGACGCCUCGUCGUGUUCGUCGUCGUGCGCCGAGGACGAGGUGGCCAGCAGCCUGGCCCAGCAUCCCCGGAGCACCCCGCACAUAGUGCCAAAGUUGACCAUCCGUGCCGCCAACGAGGAGCGAGUGGGGAGUGUGGUGCCCAAGCUGACCAUCAAGUUGCCCGAGAAUCCCGCCGCCUCCGGAUCCAAUUCUGGCUCCGGCACUGGAUCGGCGGCUGCAGCUAUGCCGUCAAAGAACGACGCCCAUCUGUCCAGCCUUUCGCCCGCCUCCGCCUCCUCCUCGUCGGCCUCCUCGUCCUCGUCGUCGUCGUCCUCGUCCUCGCUCGCCGAGAUGCAGACGGUGCCGAAGCUAAUGAUCAAGACAACGCUGGCCGGGAGCAGCUGCAUCAGUAGCAGCAGCAACAGCGAAGAGCACCCGCAUCCCCACCAGCAGCAGAUACCAAAGUUAACAAUCAAAACGAGUGGCAGUGGCGGGCAGGAGGCGCAGCAGCACCUCCACACCGUGAUCAUGAAGCACGACCUGAGCAACGCCCAAAGCAUACCCAAGCUGACCAUCAAGACCAAGUCCAUCGACCUGACCGAGGACGACGCCUCCGGCAAGUCGCUGGAGCAGCUCCAGCCCCUGCCCAAGCUCACCAUCAAGAACCUGUGCUCGCCCAAGCACAAGGUGCGCGCCGUGCUCGAGGAGAAGCUGCCCACGACUGCCUCCAAGCUGGCUACUCCAGUGCCGACGCCUGCGCCCGCCUCGGCCCUAAUCACAAACGGCAUGGAGUCGAAUAGCAGCAGCCAGGAGUUCUGCGGCUUCUCCGACCUGGACGCCGAUCAGGCGCUGUCGGCGGCGGACGAGGGGCGCCGCAACUCCGACGACAUGGACAUCGAUGAGUCGCUGUCGAAGGAGCACGACCCCCAGAUGUUCCACAAUCUGGCGCCCAGCAAUGGAAUCGCCGGAGGCGGCGCUGCCGGCAAAGCCAGCAAGGCUGGAAAGCCGAAUCCUGUCCAGCUGCCGCCGGCGCAGCACAACGUCGUGGAAAUGGUGGACCUUACCUCGUCCCCGUCGCCGGGCUCCUCGCCGGCCCACGUGACGAACAACUUCUCCGGCCGCAUCUCGCCGGCCCAGUCCCGCCCAGCCAACCUCAUCGAUUGCCUGCGGAUGAAGGCCGAUGGCGGCGUGGGAGCGGCGUCCUCCUCGCCCAACUCCACGAUUCUACUCAGCCAGCUGACCGCCCCGCCCAAGAGCUUCGCCACGGCCUCGCCGAAGAGCAACUCCAGCCGGUAUCCCCAGCUGACAGAGCGUCUGCUGGCCAACGGCGGUGGAGCUGUUCCGAGUGGAGGAGCAGUGGAGUCGGUGGCCACAUCGGAGGACGACGCUAUUGGCGCGCCCAUCGAGAUACUGGACACGCCCGAGGGCAGUCCGCACAUCACGUACAUGGAGGACGAGCACCUGGACAGCCAGGUGCUCAACAACCACCACCCGGCCAACCGCAAGGACCAGCAGCCGGAGGACGACCUCCAGGAGGUGGACAACAACAAUGAGAACCACUUGAAGCGGACCAGCACGGCGGGCAACGAAUCUCCCAGCAGUGGCAUCCCGCCCAGCAAGCAACGGCGCAUGGACAACAACGAGAACGACCAGCCGGUGCAGAACUGCCACGACCCGGUCAAGAAGUCCAAUGCCAGUGCGGGCGAGACGCUGCACUCGACGCCGGCGCACUCGCAUCGGUCGCGGAAGCAGAAGCACGAGCGCAUCCUCAACACGGAGAUGGAGGACGCCAUCUUUCCAUCGGCCCAGCAGCCGCCGGUGGCUCUGCCGGAGCAGAACGGCACCGUGGCCACCUAUCCGGAGCACGACAUCGGCGAGGCGAAGGCACAGGAUCCCAUGGAUCCGACCAACCAGCUGUCGCAGGCGCCGACACCGGCCAGCACCGGGAAGCGACGGGGCCGGCCGAAGCGGGUCCAGCAGAAUCAGAGCGCCAUCGAACCCGCCAACUUGCCCAACCAGUACACGCCCACGGACACGCCGCAGGAGGUGAAGUCGCGGCGGGUGCAGCUGCUGCGCAAGCGCCUGGCCAUCGACAUGGUCAGCCAGGACCAGUUGGCGGAUGGAGCGUCGGCGGGCGCGGGACUGGGGGAGCAGAACGCAUCGGUGGAAGAUGAGCCGGCCGGCGUCGUAGAGACGCCGACGCGUCGCGACCGCCAGCUGAGAGCCUCCCGACGCACCACGACGACGCCCAGCCAGCAGGCCACCCCGAAGGCCACCAGGAAGCGCCAGAGCAAGGCCAAUGCCCAGGCCAGCCAACUGCCUCCGCCGCCGCCGCCAAUGCUCGCCCAGUUCGGCGGCUCGGAAGCCGAGUCCAACAACAACAAUAGCACCAGCAUGUCCUUCGCCUUGGCGGCACAAAUCGACCUGACCAUGUGCUCGUCCAGCUCGUCCACGUCCUCGGGCGCUCCUGGCGCCCAUCAGGCGGUCAGCGGGAUCAGUGGCAGUGGCAGCAGUUCCAUGCUGCCGCCCACGACGAUCCUGUCCUCCUCGGACCGCCUCAAGGACGUAAUAUUCCAGCCAAACGACUUCUCCUCCAUCAUGGCCACCCAGCAGCUGCGCUCGCCCCGCCCCUCCAGCACCAGUGGCGGGAGUGCAGGCGGCAGCCAGCCGGACUCCCACGACGAGGACAACUACAACAGUGCGCUGGACAACUCUGGCGAUGAAUCCCUGUCCACGAUGCCUGUGCUCUCCACGCCGACUCCCACGCGCGGUCGCGGUCGUGGCCGGGGCUCCAGGGGCGGCAGCCGGGGCAGCAAUAACGGCUCCUCCUCGUCGAACCGUGGCGGCGGGAGCGGAGGCGCCGGCCUCUCGUCGACGAACUCCCAGCCGAGGGCCCCGCGGAUGAGUCGGGGAGCGAGCGCCGUGGCGAAGGCCAUUGCGAUGAGCCGGCCGCGCUGCGUGGGCGGCUUGAAGCACACGCCCGAUCCGGAACGGCUCAAAGGACUCUUCAGCCCGUCGCCGCAGGUCUUCGAGGAGGACACGCGCAUGAGCGCGGAUCUUAGCAACAGCAUGCAGUCGAUGAGCAGCCUCAUGGAACCUCCGCUAACGCCACAGAAGCAACCCGAUUUCCUCAACAACGAGGAGUCGCAGUCGUCCAUGGUGAGCAACGCCAGCCUGAUGGACUCCAACCAGGGCCAGUCGGUGGACACCAUCAUCGGCUCAUCACAAAAACGUCCAAAGAAAAAGAAAAUGGAGAUCUGUGUGGCGGAAGAUACCGACUACAGUGCCUCCAGCAUCGCCGAGUACGACUGGCCGCCGCCUAAAGGCUGUUGUCCGUCGAAGAACCGCGACACGUUCAUGAUCCAGGAGCAGGUGGCCCUCUAUCUGGGCAUAACCAGCUUCAAGCGCAAGUAUCCCGACCUGCCGCGCCGCGCCGUCGACAUGGAGGAGCGCAACUGGCUGCAGGAAAAGGGGCUGGUCAGCGAGAAGAUGUGCGACCUGGGCAUCACCGCCGUCUGGGCGUCGGACAUCCUGGACAUAAUGUACGCGGACUUCUACGACAAGUACGAGGAGUACAAGGAAUACAUCCGGCUGAAGCACCUGCGUGAAAUCGAGGCCAAGCAGAAGGCGCUGGGUCUGACCGUGGGCGCCUCUCGUGGCCUGCAGGCCCGCGACCGAGCCAUGCUCUCUGCCAGCAAGUGGAACGUCUACUUCAACAAAACCCGCAAAGAGGAACGCCUGGCCUGCUUGGACCUGCAGACGUUCACCAUGAACCAGCCGCAGCACAGGACGGCGCCCCUCUGCACCCGCUUGCAGCGCUCCAUUUCGAACGUGGUGCGGGCGGCGGCCGAGGCGGAGAACAUGGAGGCGCCGCCGACUCUCGUCACGCCCCGCAUCUACGACCAGGCUUUCCAGAGCUCGGACUACGCGUAUCCUCUGACCGUGGUGCCGGACCAAUUCUCGUUCGCCUACAGAGUCUUCAAGCCCGCUGAGCUCAGAGCCUAUCCGUUGGACACAGCGCUGGACAAGCCAUCGACUGACCUGGAGGAGGAGCUGCAACUGCGAAUCAGCCCGGUGCCCAGCGGUGAGGAGGAGGAGGCGGUGUCCAAAGAGCCGGAAGAUGCGACUGCCGCCAAGACCCAGGCGCCGGCGCCGGUGCAGGUGCAGGUGCCGGUUCGACGUAGCAGGAGAGCGCUCCGACAGCAGUCGUCGGACAAAACGCGCUCGGCCAGCAACGGCAGUACUUCCUCCGCAGCAUCAGUUUCCUCCGCCUCCAGCGGCAAUGCCAGCAGCAGUGAUACGGAUAGCGGCGACGACAGCGACUGCAGUAGCUCCUCCACGAGCAGCUGCGAUUCUCUGGCCGCCUCGAGCAGCGCUGGCAGCGACGACGAAGUCGGCAACGAAAACGGACGCGAAUCCUCGCAAGCCAGCCGGCUGCUCAACUGCGGGGUGUGUCUGCGCAGCCAGCAUCGCAAUGCCAGGGACAUGCCCGAGGUCUUCAUUCGCUGCUACAGCUGCCGACGGCGAGUUCAUCCCAGCUGCAUCGACAUGCCGCAGCGCAUGGUGGGACGGGUGAGAAACUAUAACUGGCAGUGCUCCGGAUGCAAGUGCUGCAUCAAGUGCCGGAGCAACCAGCGGCCCGGCAAGAUGCUCUUCUGCGAGCAGUGCGACCGAGGCUAUCACAUCUACUGCCUGGGCCUGAGGACGGUGCCAGAUGGUCGCUGGAGCUGCGAACGGUGCUGCGUUUGCAUGAGAUGCGGAGCCACGCGUCCCGAGGGACUGUCCCAAGUAGCGUCGCCGAACGGGGAGCGCGGAAAGAACUCGCCGCGCGGCAAGCGAGCGAAGUGGGUGCACGAGUACCGCAUCGACCAUGUGACCAAGUUGCGAGAGCACGCCGCCAUGUUCUGUGCGCCCUGCGCGAGAACCAAGUCCGCCAGCGCGCAGGCGGCGGCACAGGCGGCGUCCGAGUCCUCCUUGCCGGCGAGCAGGGACUCCAGCCCGGCGCCAGUCUCUGUUCCCGACCCAAGUCCCAGUCCGACGCUCAACGGCGGCCCAGAUCUUUUCCCGGGCGAGGCCCCAAGUCCCAAGGUGGCGGCAGUGAGUGCGUCGCCGCCCGUAGUUCUGGAGGUGGUGCCGACGUCUAUGAGUCCCUUGUCGCCGGCUGUCGCAACGAUCAACCGGAGGCAGUUGGGCACGACGCCGGUCAGCAUUAGCGCGAUGCAGUGCAGCAGCAGCUUGAACCGGAACGGAAGUGAGGAGUCGGGAGCUUCUACCGCCACGACAACGACAACGGCAACGGCAACCAUUUCGGCAACAACGCAGACAGUAGCUGCAGCAGCAGCAGCAGCCCCUGGAAGCAGCAGUGCCUCAUCCGGAGGAGCCUCACCUGCCGCGUCCACGACGCCAAUCGGGAUAGCGCCGCCGCCGGUUGUUGCCUGAGUGGGGGUUAUACGUUAUUGUGCCAAACGCACUCUAACGGACUUAUAGUAAGCGCCGGACGCGGCUCCCACCUGCCCCCAACACCAACAUUACCACCAACACCCACACCCCCACACACACGCAUAGUAUUAAUGAAGGCAACAAGAGAGAGAGAUAGAGAGGAGAAGAAUCUGACGAAGGGAACUAAGCUAUCUAAGCUAUUUUUUUUACUUUAUUGUCAGUACAAGGUAUUGCGAAUGUUUAUACAUGUAUUUACGGGCGAAUACCUACUAUAGUUAUGUUACUUAACUCGCUAAUGUUACACAGAAAGUCACACAACACAACACAACAAAACACAACACACAACCACACACAUGACAAGCACACACGACCAGAGGGGAGCAACUAUGUUUUAAUCCUUUUUGUCUAAUUUUGAAUCAACACUAGCACUUAAGUCAUAAUCCAUUAAGUUUUUACGCACCAUGGCUUGGUUGCGUUGUUAAUGCUAUCGUCGAAACUGGCGCCACGUGGAUCCUGUGAACCGUGUCCUUGUGUCCUCCACAUCCACAUCCACAUCCCCCUGUCCCCCCCCUGUUUCACGUUACUCUUAUUAUUAUAAUACAAUUAUUUUUUUUUUUGUAAUUUCUGUAACCAAAUAGUGCGUUAUGAUUAAGUUUAAGGAUGUCGUUUAGUCUCAGCCUCCAAGCAGCAGCCACUAGCUACCAGCCCCCGACCACCAAUCCCCAAUUCCCCGACCUCUGUACUAUAUAUAUAUAUAUACAUUAUUUACGUUUCUAUAUAACGGAUAAGCGAAGCGAAACUACUUUAUUGAUUUGUGUAUCUUAUGAGCCGAAUUUUUCAUCAUGUAUAUGUAUUUUUAAUGAUAAGAACUAAGAACUCCCAGCCCAUACCCCUACCCCUACCAGUAGCCAUGUAAGUAGGAGCCGUGCUUGGCAGGAGGAGGCUUCAGUUGCUCCGCUACUGCUACUGUUACUGCUACUGCUACUGCUACUGCUACCGCUACUGCACGGCUAAGGAUGUAUUAUACAUGUAAUUUAUGCUAAAAAAAAAAAAAAAACAAACAAAAAAGAAGAAAAAGAAAAACAGCUAUAUAUAGGUAUAUAUAGACAUGUACUAUCUGUAGGAUAAGGAACAAGCACAAGAACAGAACUAUUUUGGCGAGCAGGGAUCCGGAUCCGGAAGGGAUCUCCUCCGGGGUGCGAGAGCAACGUGUUUAGUAGUAGAGAAGAGAGUUCUGAUACCGCCGCAGCCGGAAUAGCGAAUAGCGUUUUAGGAGUUAAGUGAACCGAACUAGAAGUACAUCCACACAUCCACUUAACACCACUAUCCGAGUGGACUAUGUAACAUGGCACUCCCAGGCGCGCGCAGCUUUUCCAUGGAGAGUUAGUGGUUAAGUCCUCCCCCUCCUCCCAACCCCUUAUUAAGUAACAAAUUAUGUACACGUAUGGAAAGAUCUAUUUUUAAGUCGAAUAAAACAGCAGCAUUAAUA